Molecule: messenger RNA, 3602 nt
Organism: Trifolium pratense (red clover)
Lineage: Eukaryota; Viridiplantae; Streptophyta; Magnoliopsida; Fabales; Fabaceae
Product: protein MEI2-like 2
Exons: 13
Coding region: 371-2956 (861 amino acids)
Molecular function (GO): RNA binding
Source: RefSeq, a predicted model, not a curated record
AGUAUAUAAAUAACAAAUAAAUAUAUUAAUUAAUUUCCAUCAUGUGCUUGUCUUCCUUCCCUCCAAUCAUUUUCCUUUGUUUUUCUUUUCUUUUUCAUUUUCAUUUUCUCUCCUUCUAAAUUAAUUAUUUUCCGGGAAAAUUUCUUUCACUCUGUGUUCUCUGGUUUUCCGGCGACAGAGAAGGAAGUAGAAGAGUAUAAGGAAUAAAUUUCUCUGCUUCUACGGAAACUCUUUUUCUUCCCUUUCCUUUACCUUCUCAAUUUCCGUGAUCAACUCAAACUCUUCAACAACUACUACUUCAAUAACUUUCUUCCAUGAUUUUCCUCUAACAUCUCUCCUCUCUUCAGUUUCACAAGAAAAGUGACCGAAAAUGGACAAACAUUCUGGGGAUUCUUUGCCAGUUCAUGGUGCUGCAGGGCUAUCUGGGAUUUCUUCGCUUAAUAUUCCGAAUAAAGUGGGAAGUGGCGCAUGGAGAAUACCACACACAACUGAUGUAUUUCAUGAUUCAAAUGAUGUUAGCUUGUUUUCUACUUCGCUGCCUGUUCUUCCACAUGAAAAGUUAAAUUUGACUGAUUCUGAACAAGAUUCUGAACAAUAUGGUCAACCGGUGGAUGAUAACUUGCUAACAUUAGGAAAAGUUCACAAAGAGGACGAAGGACAUGAUCCUUUUGACGAUGAUUUUGAAACCAGCGCCAUUGGAAACAUGCUUCCUGAUGAUGAAGACGAGCUUUUAGCUGGGAUAAUGGAUGAUUUUGACCUUAGUAGGUUACCAAAUCAACUCGAGGAUUUGGAUGAAAAUGAUCUGUUUGUUAAUGGAGGGGGAUUUGAAAUGGAUUUUGAACCCCAAGAGAGUCUUAGUUUUGGUAUUUCAAAGAUGAGCAUAUCCGAUGGGAUUGCUUCAAAUGGUAUUGGACCUUAUGCAAUCCCAAAUGGCGUGGCAACAGUGGCUGGGGAGCAUCCGUAUGGUGAGCAUCCAUCUAGGACAUUGUUUGUUCGAAACAUCAACAGUAAUGUCGAGGACUCGGAAUUAAGAACUCUAUUUGAGCAAUAUGGGGAUAUCAGAACUUUGUACACUGCAUGCAAGCACAGGGGCUUCGUGAUGAUAUCUUACUAUGACAUUCGAGCUGCUCGCACUGCAAUGCGUGCUUUACAAAACAAACCCCUGAGACGAAGAAAACUUGAUAUUCAUUUUUCAAUUCCUAAGGAUAACCCCUCGGAAAAAGAUAUAAAUCAAGGAACUCUCGUAGUGUUCAAUUUAGAUCCAUCAGUAUCAAAUGACGACCUUCGCCAAAUAUUUGGAGCUUAUGGUGAGGUCAAGGAGAUCAGGGAAACACCACAUAAGAGACACCAUAAGUUUAUUGAAUUUUAUGAUGUUAGAGCAGCAGAUGCAGCUCUUAAAGCAUUGAAUCGAAGUGACAUUGCCGGCAAACGCAUAAAACUUGAACCUAGCCGCCCUGGUGGGGCACGCAGAAACUUGAUGCAACAACUGACUCAAGAACUGGAACAAGAUGAAGCUCGAACUUUUAGGAGUCAAGUGGGUUCACCUAUAGCCCAUUCUCCCCCAGGUAGCUGGGCGCAAUUUAGUAGUCCUGUUGAACCUAAUCCAUUAGGUUCUUAUAGCAAGUCUCCUGGUUUGGGUCAGGCCAGCCCUAUAAGCACCAACCAUUUAUCUGGAUUGGCUGCAAUUCUUUCCCCUCAUGCAUCAACAUCUCCCAAAAUUGCGCCUAUUGGCAAGGACCCUGGAAGAGUUUCAAGUCAUAUGUUUGCCAACUCUGGAUCAACACAAGGAGUAGCUUUUCAGCAUUCUAUCUCCUUUCCUGAACAAAAAGUAAAUGCAAGUCCUAGGCCUAUAUCUGCUUUUGGUGAAACAAAUUCAAGUUCAUCGAGUGUUGGAACACUGUCUGGUCCUCAAUUUCUUUGGGGAAGCCCGACUCCUUACUCGGAGCAUUCAAACACAUCUGCCUGGUCUGCAUCUUCCCUUGGGCAUCCAUUUACAUCUAGUAGCCAGAGGCAGGGUUUCCCAUACACGGGUCAUCGCAAUCCUUUUAUUGGCUCUCAGCACCAUCAUCAUGUAGGAUCUGCUCCUUCUGGCCUUCCUCUUGAACGAAAUUUCAGAUACUUUCCAGAGUCACCUGAUGCUUCUCUCAUGAGCCCCAUCGGAUUUGGGAAUUCAAAUCACGGUGAUGGGAAUUUUAUGAUGAACAUGGGUUCCCGUUCAUCUGUCGGGCUUGGUCUUGGCCUUUCAGCAACUACCAGCGAAAUUGGUUCACCUAAUUUCGGAAUGAUGUCCCUACCUGGUCAUGGUUCCUUGUUUCUUGGAAAUAGUUUGUAUGCCGGACCAGGAUUAUCUAGCAUUGAAGGAUUUGGUGAUCGUGGACGAAGUAGGCGACCUGACAAUAAUGUGAACCAAAUUGAGAGUAAGAAGCUUUACCAGCUUGAUCUUGACAAAAUCAUCAAUGGUGAAGAUACAAGGACUACAUUAAUGAUUAAAAACAUUCCUAACAAGUACACUUCGAAGAUGCUGCUUGCUGCAAUUGAUGAAAAUCACCAGGGAACUUAUGAUUUCCUCUACUUGCCAAUUGAUUUUAAAAAUAAGUGCAAUGUGGGUUAUGCUUUCAUCAAUAUGGUCUCUCCUUCACACAUCGUCGCCUUCUAUAAGGCCUUUAACGGGAAGAAAUGGGAGAAGUUUAAUAGCGAAAAAGUUGCUUCACUGGCAUAUGCACGGAUUCAAGGAAAGGCUGCACUUGUGAUGCAUUUUCAGAAUUCAAGCUUAAUGAAUGAGGAUAAGCGGUGUAGGCCGAUCCUCUUUCAUUCAGAAGGCCAAGAUACUAGUGACCAGGAACAUUUUCUAUCCAGCAACUUGAAUAUAUGCAUUCGUCAACCGGAUGGAUCUUACUCAGGUGAUAUGUUGGAGAGCCCAAAGGGCAAUUCGGACGAGAACCUCGAGAAAGAUUAACCAUUUGUUAGAUAUAUUAUUGUUCCUAGCCACAUUGCAUAUGGUCUAGGAGUGCUAACUACUGCAUAGAUUAUCCUAAAGGUGUACAAAGUUGAUUCAUAAAACAAAAAACAAAAACAAUGGUGUAUAAAGAUUAAGGGCGGUAUCCAUUUAUCUGCGGGAGGAGACUACUCUUAAUGUAUUAAUAGUUCAUGAUAAUCUUCAAAAAAAAAAAAAAAGCAGAAAUGAAGAUGUGUAGAGAAACAAUUGUGUUAUAACUUAUAAUACCAGAGGAAAAGAAUAACUUGGAGUUGGAAGUGUAUUGCUGGAUGGUAAGUUUCUACAGCAGCAUGCAUGCCAGAUUGUGCAGGAUGACUGUCUUGGAUUUAUUAUUUUUUCUGGUCCUUUGUUGAGGCUAUUAUGGUCUUUUGAGGAAUAUUACUAUGUAUAUGUACCAAAACAAAGUUCCAAAUUAUGGAAAAAAGUUUGUAUAUAAGGAAAACAAGGAACUAUCUUGUUUGUAAUUGUUGCUUCAUUUAGUCUCAAAUGUGUAUGUACAUGUCUGUACAGAUGUGAACUGGUUUCAUCAGAAUGUUGUUAGUGAAAGUCUCGAAACAUUGUAAUAUUGAAGGUUCUUUUUAGUAUUAAUUUAUUUAUCUUAAAUGAA